UGCCGUCUCCAUGACUUAAAAGUUUUGUUCGGAAUGAAAGCAGAGAGCUAGUUGUCCGCCGGUCGGCAUGCCUGACGCACGCGUGUGUAGCGCUCGGGUGUAACUUCUCCGUGGAUAUACGAGUUCAAAUUUGUUUUCCAAACAUCUUUAAAUAAAGUUGACGUUUUCGUACGUGGCGUAAGAUAUUUAUUGACGAAUAAAGUGAAUAUUUACGCUGUUUACAUAGUGUUGUUUAUUUUUUUGUGAAACUGCAACGUGUUUGGUUCAACGGACUACAGAGAUAGACUGAUAGUAUGCUGUUGGUUGAGAAAAAGUAACUUUUAAAAGACUUUUUGUGUUAGUGUUGUGAUUAUAAAAACAAUGUAUUUGAUGAAUGUUCGGACUAUCGGCGCCUUAGCCGUUGUGGUGCGAUGGUUCGUGUUCGUGCUGAUCGGAGUUGGGUGGCAGGUUAGAUCCCAGACUGUACAACAGACUUCGGAAGUGGAUAGUUCAUAUAAUUUUUACUACGAACAACCAUGUUGCUCCGGUCCUGUGACUAAAAGCAAGUAUCAUAUGAGACAUAGACGAGAUCAUGUUCGUGAAUUCUCCUGUGGCACGCUGUACUACAGGACCUUCUUCGUUGAUUCCAAACGGGACGCCCUUUACGUCGGUGCUAUGGAUCGGUUGUACCGGCUGAAUAUGAAUAACAUUAGUGCGUCGCAUUGCGAAAGAGACUCGAUAAGUCUGGAGCCGAGCAACGUGGCACAAUGCGUAUCAAAAGGAAAAUCGGAGCACUUCGAUUGCCGGAACCACGUCCGCGUGAUACAACCAAUGGGCGACGGAUCUCGUCUCUACGUCUGCGGUACUAACGCGCACAGUCCUAAAGACUGGGUACUUUAUUCGAACUUAACGCACCUGGCGCGCCACGAGUACGUGCCAGGCAUCGGCAUGGGAGUCGCCAAAUGUCCAUACGACCCGGCGGACAAUUCAACAGCUCUGUGGGUGGAAAAAGGAAACCCGGGCAGCCUUCCCGCUCUCUACUCCGGCACUAAUGCGGAAUUCACCAAAGCCGAUACAGUGAUCUUCAGAACAGAUUUGCAUAACUUGACGACGGGACGCCGGGAGUUUUCUUUUAAGAGAACGUUGAAGUACGAUUCCAAGUGGCUUGACAAACCGAACUUCGUGGGAUCAUUCGACGUUGGAGAAUACGUUUUAUUCUUCUUUCGAGAGACAGCCGUCGAAUAUAUCAAUUGCGGUAAAGCAGUGUAUUCAAGAGUUGCCAGAGUUUGCAAGCGGGAUACUGGAGGCAAGAACAUCCUUAGCCAGAACUGGGCCACGUAUUUAAAAGCGAGGUUGAAUUGCAGCAUUCCUGGGGAGUUCCCUUUCUACUUCAACGAAAUACAGAGCAUCUACAAAGUCCCUGGAGACGACAGCAGAUUUUAUGGUGUUUUUACCACCGCAUCCACGGGUCUUAUGGGUUCCGCAAUUUGCACUUUUACCAUUGGCGACAUUCAGAAGGCCUUUGAAGGGAAAUUUAAAGAGCAGGCCUCGUCCAGUUCUGCUUGGCUGCCAGUUAUAAGCAGUAAAGUGCCCGAACCACGGCCAGGAACUUGUGUCAACGAUACUGCGUCUUUGCCCGAUACCGUAUUGAAUUUUAUAAGGUCUCAUCCCUUAAUGGAUAGCGCAGUAUCACACGAGAACGAGAAGCCUAUCUAUUACAAGAGGGAUUUAUUCUUCACUCGCCUAGUCGUGGAUAGGGUGAAGGUCGACAUGUUAGGACACCAACUCGACUACACCGUCUACUAUGCUGGCACAAACGAGGGAAAAAUCCACAAGAUUGUGCAAUGGUCUCGAAAUGGUGAUAGCCAAUCUGCUCUGCUUGAUAUUUUCGACGUCACGCCAAAUGAACCUAUACAGGCUAUGGCCAUAUCCGGGGUUCAUGGAUCCCUUUACGCAGCAUCCGACAGAAGAGUAUUGCAACUGCGUCUCGCUUUGUGUGCGCGGAGAUACGACGCCUGCGUGCGCUGUGCCCGGGAUCCUUACUGCGGUUGGGACCAGGAUAGUGGAGUCUGCCGGGAAUACGUGCCGGGAUUAAUCCAAGACGUAGCGAAUGAAACUGCGGAUAUUUGCGACUCGUCAAUCGCGCGCAAGAGCGUAUCAGCGACUUGGGGUCAAAGCCUUCAUCUUGGCAGUUUCGUCAAAAUGCCUGAAGUGCUUCAACCGAGAGCUGUCACGUGGUACCACUACUCCAGAGAGAAGGGACGACAUCCCAUCACGUUUAACAAACCUGAGAAAUACAUUGAGACUUCUGAACACGGAUUGUUGAUUAUCUCUGUGAAUGAAGCCGAUGCUGGCAGAUACGAUUGCUGGCUUGGUGGUUCCUUACUUUGCUCAUACAAUAUUACAGUUGAUACUCACAGGUGUUCCCCGCCCGAAAAGAGUAAUGAAUACCAAAAAAUAUACUCCAAUUGGUGUCACGAAUUCGAAAAGUAUAAAACAGCGAUGAAGACUUGGGAAAGAAAGCAGGAGCAAUGCGCGAGACAAAAUGACUCGAAUCAGAACACACAUCCAAAUGAAAUAGUGUGAUAGCUCCUGAACAUCGCCUAUCUCAUGUUUCAAUCCGUUAACUACUACGCAGGAGCGAUACCCGUGCCGUACGUGUCGGCUGGCCUGAAGUAUUUCAACAUAUUCUCGUGAGAAAAUCCGUCACAACACAUCCGCUCCAGAUAAAUUCAUAGCAAUUCUAUAAUGUACGAGCUCAAGACUGUAGUGUAUUUAUUCAACCGUGACCCAUAGCUUUUCUAUAAACAUAUUGAAAUAUAGUGAAAAUUAGUGCAACGUUCCAACUGUCCGCCGGGAACAUGAGAAGGUGAUUGGACACUCAAAAUUAUAACGGACAUUAUUAUUAUUAUUAAAAAUUUCAAUGGAACGAUAUAAUUACGAGCGUUGUGAGUUGCUUUGUUGGUAAAUGGUAUGUAAAAAUGAUUUAGAAAUCUAAAUUAUCAAAAUGUAAGUACGCUUUGUUCGUUGGGUAAGUGAAUAGAGAAAUUGUUAGAGUUAUCGAAUGGAAUUAGUUUUGAUAUACUUAGGCGAGUUUUAUAGACGUUCCUUUGCAUUUAUUAUUAUAAUUUGAAAAGAGUAUUUUAAUUAUAGUCGUAAUUGAUAUCUGAUAAUAUAAUUUUAAAGAGCUAUAUAAGAUUCGUCAUUAUUUAUGUGGGUAUGGGCGAUUUCUUUUUAACAUACGAUCAAGUGGUUUAUUUCGUAGUACAUUAACGAUGCAAGUAUAAAGAUAGCUAGUAUCAUACGUUACUACAUCGCCGUCGUAAUUUGAAAUCUCCGAGGGUUGUGGGAGGGGACGCCUCAUUAUUUUUCCCCUAUUUGUGUAAAUAGUUACCUAAUUUCGUUCGACUGUACCUAUUUAUAAGUGUACGUAUAGUAUGCACGUCCCUAAUGGUAAUGUAUAAUUUAAGCCUGUGAUAUAAUAAGAAAACUCGUUUAGGAAAAUGUAUUUUUAAGUAAUAAAUUGUGGAAUGCAUUUAAGUCUAAAUUGUCAUUGACGCAAUCGAAUGCUUACUUUUAAACAUUAGUUAUUUUUAUUUAUUAUCCCCUUAUAUGAAAUAGUAAAUAAACUAAGCAUUGUAGUUAGUGCACAAGCUAUAUUCAUAAUAAAAAAAUACGGUUAGAUCCGUCAGUCAUUAGGCAGGGUAACGUGUGGACACGAUCCAAGUAGAGUUCAUAAAAUCGACUUUAUUUCAUGUUCUAACUUAUUUUGGCAGCCAAUUUUAUGAACUCAAUAAGUCUCAUAAGAGCUCAUAAUCAAUAGAUUAUAUUGUCAAUGCAUUAUGUUUACAUCAUGUUUAUUUGAUAAUUACUAAAUGACAUAAACAAUCCCCACAAAUAUUCAAACUGUGAAUGAGUUUGUCCAUUACGUUUCACAGCUAAUUUGCUGGUGAUUUUAAAAAAAGUUUUGGAUAUAGCUGAAACAUAGACAGGCUUUUUAGGAAAAAACCUUAUACACGGGCAAAACAGCGAAUAAACACUAGUUUUAUGUAUGUUUAAUAAAUUUUAGGUAUCAAAUAAAAAUGAAAUUAUGUUUUUUUCUUAUUUUAAUUAUUGAACAAUGUUCACUUUUAUACAUUAUGUAUUAAAUGUUGUGUAAAAUGAUUAAGUAAAGAGCAUAAAAGAAACAAUGUUUACUGUACACUAAUCAACUUUUUGUCUUGCGUAAUCUUAGUCUCAACUUUAAUGGAGGAAAGCGAAGUUAUAAGAGCCAUAAUAACUUUCUCAGUACUUAUUACCCUGCAAUAAUGGCUCUCAAACGACAGAUUAACUUUUUAAUUUAGCGAAACACUAUUAGAAUGAUUGCAUAUUUUAAAUAAGUGUAGUCUAAACGGUCACGUAUCAUGCCACUCGGUACCUACAUCAAUGUAACUCCAUAUCAUAAGAUUAUUCUUCCUAUUGUACAUAUUAAAAUCAAUCACCAACUCACCAAUAUAUUUAUACACGCAGCGAACAAAUUUUAAAUAAUUAAUUUUAUAAAAAGAAUUAUAGGAACGUGUAUAUUUUUUCUAGAAAUUUAUUCUAAAACGCCAUUUAAUAUUCCGCUGCCCAGGUUUUAAAUAAGUCGAUGUUAGAUCUUAUAUUAUUCAGUCCAUGGAAACGUUUUAAAAAACAGCGGAAUUUUUAACAUUUAGUGAUAUCCUGUAUCUAUACAAAACUCGCAAAUUGUACCUACUUAGAGGUUAAUGCGCUCAUGAUUCCUUUCGUAAGUUUGUGACAAAUAAAAAUAACUCCAACGUCCUAUUAAUAUUUUAGAAAUAAUGUAUCAAAUUUGAAUGGCAAAGUUAAAUGGAUUUGCUGAAUAACAUAGAUACAGGUGUUCAUUUGUUAACUUGCUCAUCUGGUUACCUACUAGUUUAUAGACUUUAGAUUAUUCAAUUUACUUGAUUUUAACGUAUUUAAAGUGAUAACGCUGUAUCAUUAUUUAAAAACUCGAGCCAUAUGCUAAAACCGCUAUCGUAGAAUAAUAUAGUCUAAUAGGUGCUUCGAAAUAUGCUUUCAUUUUGCAAAUAUAAAUAUUUUUCAAACUUUUUUCAUAUCAUAAUGUAAAUACAUGAAAAGUUUUAAAUAGAUAUAUUCGUAAGAAAUAUCUGAGCUUCGUCGUUUAUUAUGUAUAAGCUAAGACUCAGUAUUUAAGUAUUUAGUGAUUUAUAAGGAUUUCCCGCCAUCCGGGAAGGUCUUGCGCAAUAAUUAUAAACUAAUUACUAUUAUAUGUACUAACGGAAUAGCUCUGUAAAUUUCACAUGUUACUAUAAUAAGUUAAAUUCAAA
Molecule: messenger RNA, 5309 nt
Organism: Manduca sexta (tobacco hornworm)
Lineage: Eukaryota; Metazoa; Arthropoda; Insecta; Lepidoptera; Sphingidae
Gene: Sema2a
Product: semaphorin-2A
Exons: 16
Coding region: 361-2565 (734 amino acids)
Biological process (GO): neural crest cell migration; axon guidance; negative regulation of axon extension involved in axon guidance
Molecular function (GO): chemorepellent activity; semaphorin receptor binding
Source: RefSeq, a predicted model, not a curated record